UGCAGAAUACAGGAUACCAGUGUUUUAGUUUACAUCUGCAGCUCGCUCAUCCUGUCCAGUUAUUUGUUUUGUCUGAAAUGCAAAUGGUCCUCCGCCUGCUGCUCCUAAUGCCCAGCGUCAACACGCUGUCCACUGACCGCUUUCCUUCCAUUUGUCCUCCACGCGUCUAGUCUCCUCGCUAGAGUCCUCUGGCUGGAGGUGGGCGCGGGAGGGGGGCCUCUGCUGGUCCCCAGGUCGUGCCCUUUCCCCAAGGAUGGCCUCUUCCAUCUGUUGCUAUCUCCUCUUUGUGCAGGUUUGGGGUUUAAAUGCCUAGUACCUGGGGAGAAAACCACGAGGCGGGAACAGCCGAGUUUGGGGUCUAGAGAAGCCAGCGCCGGGUGCUCUGAGCAGAGCCUUUUAGGCUGGUUUGAACAAUGAAUGGACCGGGCAAUCACGCUGAGCACAUCUGGCCCGGGCUGGGAUCCUGCGGUGAAGGAAGCAUCUUCAGAGCUGCCUGCCGGCAGGGCAACAGGAUGCGUGGGUGGAGGAGAGCUCCGGCUAUCCUCUUCCCGGCUCACGAUCCUACGAAGCAGAAGCUGAAACCCACGUAUCUGGGAACAGAAACUUUUGACGGAGGCUGUGGAUGAGACGACAGAUCAGACCACUUGCUCCACCUCUAGUCCUUGAGCUCGCCGGAGAGUCAGUCCCUGCAGCCCAGUGAGGACCAGCGCGGGGGGCGGGAGCGGGUUUGAACCCCUGGUCCUCCCCUUCGUGCUGGACAUUGAAGAUUGGACUACUUCCCCGCCGCGCCCUAAGCACUUAUUGCGGACCCCAGCCCCACCUCGACUUUCGGCAGUCGCCUGUCAGCCCCUGCUGUGUCUCCUAGGAUCCCGGAUCUCUUCUGCCCAUCUCCACUACCCUGUGUCGGCUCCCUUGAUCUUCGCCGGGUACCUCCAGACCCCCAGGGCGGACGGAGUCGGGGCCCCUUCGAGAGUGUCCCCUCGGACCAAGCUGAACGCGCCAUGAGGCUGCAGGCACUCGAUCUCUGGUUACUGGUGCUACUGUUGGUUCUUCUGCUUCAGCCUGUGCACGGAACUCCCAGGGCGCAGGACGUGAGCCUGGGCGUGGACUGGCUGACUCGCUAUGGCUACCUGCCGCCGGCUGAUCCUUCCCAAGCCCAGCUGCAGAGCCUUGAGAAGCUGCAGGAUGCGAUCAAAGUCAUGCAGAGAUUUGCCGGCCUGCCUGAGACAGGUCAAAUGGACACAGAAACAAUAGCUGCCAUGCACAAGCCCCGCUGCUCCCUGCCUGAUAUUCUGGGGGCUGCUGGGCUGGUCAGGCGCCGCCGUCGCUAUGCUCUGAGCGGCAGUGUAUGGAAGAAGCGCACCCUGACAUGGAGUAUCCAGUCCUUCCCCCAGAGCUACCAGUUGAGCCAGUCAACCGUGCGGGCCCUCAUGAGUUACGCCCUGGCUGUCUGGGCUGUUGAGUCAGGCCUUACCUUCCAGGAGGUGGAUUCUCAGCGUCAGGAGCCUGACAUCCUUAUCCAUUUCUCCCGGGGCUACCACCAAGACAGUUACCCCUUUGAUGGACCCGGUGGCACCCUGGCUCAUGCCUUCUUCCCUGGAGAGCACCCCAUCUCUGGAGACACUCACUUCGAUGAUGAGGAGACCUGGACUUUUGGGUCACAAGACGGUGAAGGAACCGACCUGUUUGCAGUAGCAGUGCAUGAGUUUGGCCACGCUCUAGGCCUUGGUCACUCUUCUGCUCCUGACUCCAUUAUGAGGCCCUUCUACCAGGGCCCAGUGGGUGACCCUGGCAAAUACCGCUUGUCCCGAGAUGACCGUGAUGGAUUGCAGCAGCUCUAUGGGAAAGUGUCCCAUACUCCAUAUGAUAAGCCCACAAGGAAACCCUUGGCUCCACCUCCACAGCCUCCAGCCUUGCCCCCUGACAGCCCCUCCACACCUGUGCCUGAUCGCUGUGAGGGCAAUUUUGAUGCUAUUGCCAACAUCCGAGGGGAGACCUUCUUCUUCAAAGGCCCCUGGUUCUGGCGCCUCCAACCCUCAGGACAGCUGGUGUCGCCCCGACCAGCUCGGCUGCACCGCUUUUGGGAGGGGCUGCCCACCCACGUGAGGGUCAUCCAGGCUGCUUACGCCCGACCCCUAGAUGGCCGAAUCAUCCUUUUCAGCGGCCCCCACUUCUGGGUGUUCCAGGACCGACAGCUGGAGGGCGCAGCGCGGCCACUGGUAGAGUUUGGGCUUCCCCCGGGGGAAGAAGUGGAUGCUGUGUUUUCUUGGCCUCUCAAUGGCAAGACCUACCUGAUCCGAGGCCAGCAGUACUGGCGGUAUGACGAAGAGGCUGCCCGCCUAGACCCUGGCUACCCACGUGUCCUGAGUCGUUGGGAGGGGGCGCCGCCCGCCCCAGACGACGUCACCGUCAGCAACACAGGUGACACCUACUUUUUCAAGGGCACUCUUUUCUGGCGCUUUGCGAAGGGCAGUGUCAAAUCUGAGUCGGAUUCCCCCCAGCCCAUGGGGCCCAAGUGGCUGGACUGCCCUGCCCCCAGCUAUGACCCUCAAGUCCCCAACCGCCCGAAAAUGACACCCAGAACCGGAACCUGUGAUUGUCAGUGCGAACUCAAUCAAGCCACAGGGCCGCUGUCAGUGACCCUUCUGCUGCCCCUCCUGCCCUUCCUGACUGGAGUUGCCUUUUCUUGCUGAAACCUGGUCUUUCCUUUUUUUUUUUUUUUUUUUUUGUUGUUGUUGUUGUUGUUUUUCGAGACAGGGUUUCACUGUGGCUUUGGAACAUGUCCUGGAACUAGCUCUGUAGACCAGGCUGGCCUCGAACCUGGUCCUUCCUAGCAGAUCAGCUUCCUACACCGAAGAGAGUCUCCGGCAGCUGGACCUAGUGUAGGGUCGUGAGAUGCUGCAGAGUCUCACUGUCUCUUCCCACGGGGAAAUCAGGCUCACAGAGCGGGAAGGGUUCCUAGCAGAAGCCUGUGGACGCUUUGAUGGGGGCGGUACCCAAACCUGCUUGCUAUUAGGGCACAGGAGCUGCGGCAGUAGUCAGGGCUACCGCUAGGGGGCGGUACGCACCCUUCUCCAUCGCCAGGAAUAGGGCUUUGCUGCCUGGAGCUAGGAACCCAUCUGAACUGCGGAUUGAACACACAGUGCUCUGCCCUACCCCGUUGCUCCUCAGACACCACACCUGCCUCAUGUUGUGUGCUGUGGUGACUGACUUUCUGCACCCCUCUGAUUCUCCACAAUUGUUCAUACUGGUGACAGUGGGACAGCAACUGUACUCAUUAGAUCCUCCGAUAGCGCUGACUGUGUUGCUGAACCGUCUUACUCUGCAUUCACGGUACCUCUGCAUUCCUUUACAGUCACUGCCAUUGGGUGGGGCGAAGCCCAAGAGCUGCUACCCCCCUCCCCCCCUCCCCGGCGUGCCUCAAACGUCAGUGUUGGCGUGGGUGGGGUUUCUUCACGUUGGGCCCAGUUGCUCUCAUUUCAUCAGAACACAACCGGCACGGGGGAGGGUCACCGCGAAUUCAGGAUCGCCAGAUUCCAUUGAAAGGGAUCCGAUGACACCUGUCCCCACACCAAGCGAAGUGACCGUUGGUUCCUUCUGGGACGGCGUGGCUCCCGUCUGCACAGUGCUGCGGUGGACAGGACCCUCUCGGCGAUGCUAUAUUGCUUCCUCCUCCUCUUCCCUUUCCUUCUCACAUUCUAAUUUCAGUUGUGUCUGUGAGUACAGGAGCCCGAGGGGCCCAGCGGUGCUGGAUCCUCUCGGAGGUGGAGUGGUCUGGUCGUGAGCCCUGAGUCCUGAGUGUAGAACUCGGGUCCUCUACUAGAAUAACGUGCGACAGCUCCAGCCCCUGCCAUUGCCUUCUGAGCCCUUCCCAGGGGCCCAAUGAUACAGCAAGGGGUGGUGAGAACUGAGGCAACUUCCUUCAACCCAACAUCCCCAUAGAUUGAGAACCUAGAUCGAUGAUUCUAGAAUAUUCCUCAUCAGAAUAACUUUAUGGGAUUUUAUUUUUUUCAAGACAGGGUUUCUCUGUGCAGCCCUGGCUGCCCUGAAACUCACUAUGUAGGCCAGCCUGGCUUUGGACAUCCACCUGUCUCGGCAUCCUGAGUCCUGGGCUUAAAGGCACGUGUCAACACCAUCUCAUGGGAAUUUAAGGAUGCAGGUCCCAUUCACUCUGCCUGAAUCCUCAUUCUGGGGUGGGGCAGGCAUCUGCACUUUAGCAAGUCAGGGGAUGGUGAGCCCUGAAUCCUCAUUCUGGGGUGAGGCAGGCAUCUGCAUUUUAACAAGUCAGGGGGUGGGCCCUGAAGCACCAGGUCUUCUCAGUGCCGCUUCCUCUCCCAGGGACCAUCUCUUCUUGUGUUCUCCACAAGGUCAGGCUGAUGACUGGGGAGCCAUCUCCCCCAGACUCCUUUCCAAGUGUGAAUGGGUCAGAUGUCAUGGGGUUCUCUCUCCAUUCUUGUUUUCUUGAAGGGAUGAAUUCAGGCGAGAGACAGACAGGUUGAUUAGUUUAUUAAGACAAUGCCUGGUAGCGAGCAAAGUGCUCUGAAAAGAGAUUGAGCGGUAAGCAGCCUAAUGGACAAGACCAGAGAGGCUCUAUAAAUUAUUAUGAAUAUUUAUGAAGUAGGUGGACUAUCGAUUGGGUUCUAUGAUCUUUUCCCAUCACAAACCAUGGUAGACUGGAUCUUCCUAUCAAGAUAAUUCCAUUGUUAGCUCCACAAAAGGAAGGCGGGUCAGAAGGAUUCAGAGUUUUGUUAGUGCAGAGCUAUAGGUUGAGCGACCUCACGAUUUGGUUUCUGAUCCUAUGGGGACAAUGUGCCUGCUUCUUCAAGGAUGUGCAGGCAAAGCGGGCAGUCUGGCCCUCAGGAGACAGCUACCGACAUGCAGCUCUAGAAUCCUUCAUAUCGCUUACCUAGCUUCUGGUCUACAGCAUGGUCUCUGCUGGGAUCUGGAACAUUUUAGAGACACAGUAUUUUUGUUGCAGGCCUUUUGUUUUGAGCCACCAACCAGCUCCCAAAUCACAACACGGAGACUUAUCAUCAGUUAUGAAUGCUCAGACUUAUCUUAUGUUUGUCCUAUGAAGUCUUCUAACUUAAAUUAACCUGUUUCUCUUCUACAUUUUUGCCUUGGUGCUUAUUACCUCUCUUCCAUUCUGUAAGUCCUAUUCCUCGCCUGACUGGCUGUGGCCUGGCCCCAGGAGUCUCCCUUCCUUUCUCCCUACUUCUCUUACCUCCUCUCUCACAAGCCUAGAUCCCUCCUACCUAUUUCCUCUGCGCACCAGCCAACUAUCCCUCUACUGCCUUGCUAUUGGCCCUUCACAUUUUCACUAGGCCGAUCAGGUGCCUCAGGCAGGCAAGGUGAAAUAGCAGCAUCUUUACAUAAUUGAGCAAAUGAAGCUCACCGUUCCAGAGUUAAAGUAAUAUUCCACAACAUGCUAUACUCACAGUUUAGUCUGGUACAGUGAGAUGAGUUAGGAGAGCCGGUGAAAGGGCAAUGGCACCUUGUAUGGGUCCCUCAGGACCUUCUGGGGUUCCAAUUAGAGCCAACGCCUCAGAGCAGCUCGCUGGCGCUUUCAUAGAGCCCCAUCUUCUGAUCCUGUCAGCUUUGCUAUUUCAUGCCCAGGAGCAAACCCUCUUAUUUUUAUCCUCAGUGUUUUGAGCUUGUCCCACUCUAGCUCUGGCUAGCCUGGAACUGUCUAUGUAAAUGAGGAUACCUCAUAGUCGCAAAGACCAUCAGGCCUCUGCCUCUGAAGUGCUGGGAUUAAAGGCUGGGAAUAAACUCUGGCACUUCGGGGUUCUUGAUCCCUACAAUUCAUCACAUGACUUCACUUUAACUCACAUGCUUGCUUUUACAAUAAUCGGAGGAGCAGGAAACCAAGGCCAGAGCAGGAAGAGAACAAAAAGUAGUGGGCGAGGCUGGAGAAAUGCGCAGUGGAGACCCUGACCUCACAGGGGACUCAGUUCUGGUUCCCAGCACCCGUGUGGUGGUAACUCCAGCUCCAGGGGAUCUGAUGUCCUUUUCUGACCUCUGUAGGCGUGUGGUACACGUGAAAGCCAAACACUCCUAUAAAUAAAUGUCAAAUGUUG
Messenger RNA from Alexandromys fortis (reed vole), 6080 nucleotides. RefSeq names its product matrix metallopeptidase 25 (gene Mmp25). Gene Ontology annotation, biological process: collagen catabolic process; proteolysis; extracellular matrix organization. Bases 1002 to 2693 code for a protein of 563 amino acids. Lineage: Eukaryota; Metazoa; Chordata; Mammalia; Rodentia; Cricetidae. The transcript is spliced from 11 exons. Gene Ontology annotation, molecular function: zinc ion binding; metalloendopeptidase activity. The record is from RefSeq and is a predicted model, not a curated record. Gene Ontology annotation, cellular component: extracellular matrix.